Molecule: messenger RNA, 2337 nt
Organism: Nematostella vectensis (starlet sea anemone)
Lineage: Eukaryota; Metazoa; Cnidaria; Anthozoa; Actiniaria; Edwardsiidae
Exons: 5
Coding region: 568-1593 (341 amino acids)
Molecular function (GO): calcium ion binding
Source: RefSeq, a predicted model, not a curated record
UUAAGUCUUGAUGCGUUCUAAAUAAAAUGCACAAUCAAAUUGUGCUCAUAGUAACAACAUUAUUAUAAUUAUUGAUCAUUAGUGUAAUUCUCUUCCUAAUAAUUCAUUGGGUAUUAUAAAAAUGUGCCAAAAAUAAGAACGACCCAGUCUCAACUGAAAAUUAGACGUUCUUAUAAAAAAAGUGUUUAGUUUCCUUCAGCGUGCCAGUAACUACACGAAUCUGCAAAUUCCGGGAUUCGAGCCAAUUAUUACUUAUAAAAUGAAAUUAAUAGAAUGUAAUCGCUAUGGAAUGAUCCGCCAAUAACAACAAAAUAUUGUUAAGCGCGACCCAUGGUUUUGUCACUUUAGAAACAUGUCGGCAGAUAUAUGUUAAUGAGAAUGAAUGUAUGGGAUAUUGACACAGCUCUGGCCUACGCAAACCGUCAAUCAACACUCGGCACACGGUAAAUGAUCAUAUCAGGAACAUCCUGCGCAAGAAAAACACAAUGAUAAUUAGUUUAUGUGAGACUUUGGGGGUAGACAUUUGGUUAUUAUACACAAAUUCGUCUAUGGUUGUUCAAGCCAAAAAUGUCUCGAAUUUUAUUUUUUCUCAUCAUGACUACAACAACAGAAAAUAUAAAGAGCAGUAGCAUUGAUUUGCACAAUGUUUACUUUGAGAUAAAAGAGAACCAAGCUGUACCCGACCAGAGCUUGACUGAAAUAGAGGUUAGGGAUGAUGUGGAAUGUAUAUCAGCGUGCACGAAACAUGAAGAGUGCUUUGUGGCAAGUCAACAUAAAGACACAGGAAGAAGGUCUACAUGUCGAAUUUACGGUUACAACAUCUUCAGGGCGUACAAAAGUGGAAUGGGUUUGGUUUCGGAUAAGCAUUCUCGAGUUUUUCGAGUAAUUGAUCCGUGUUCCAAGACCCCAUGCCAAAAUGGAGGGAGCUGUACCAGCAAAGGCGACAGCUACACUUGCACAUGUCCGAACACACACGUUGGUAGGACGUGCCAGGCAGCAAUUCUCCAGCAUUGGUUACUGGAUGGUACCGACUCAGGGCUAACAAGUAUUGGGGCUCUACUGAGAAGAGGUCGCAAACCAGGAACCACUGCCAUCUCUUUCUCCCUCAAAGGUCAACACGCCUUAGUUCCCGAAGUCGAACUACGUGGUCGAAGUUUCUCAAUCGCCUGCUGGGUCAAAGUAACCACACAAAGCCUAUUCCAGGUUAUAUACGGGGACUGGUACCCUCCCUACCAGUUCGUCUUUUUCUAUUACGGCGGCAAACUCGCUUUCCAGCGUCACUCCUCACUCGGGGUUGCAUGGUACCACUACGAGGGUGCGCCAGACUCGUUUCCGGUGGCUGCGUGGUGUCACGUGGCAGUGAGCUGGGACCAGUCACGUGGGACAGUGAAGCUGUUUGUCGACGCAGUGCUGGUGGGGAGUUCUGUAUUUGACAUCAACAUGACAUGGCACCCGCCGUCAGGCCAUGAGUACAUGAUAGGUGACGAUGGGAGGAUUGGAAGCAAUAAUCAGUUCUUUGGCUCCAUGAUGGACUUGUAUAUUAUUGCUGGCGCUCUUCACCAACAUGAUGUUGAGAAACUGCGAGGAGACUGAGAGAUAGAAUCGGAUGCAUAUAGGGGCUGCAAAACUAUUACGCAUUCAUUUUGCGCAGAGGUUUGGGGAACACCCCUUUAUAUGCUUGCUAUACACUUUUGGAUGCGACUACAGACAAAGAACCUAAAUUUGUACAUUCCCAUUUUGCAAUAUGGUGGCGUCAUACUCCUACGUGAUUGAUAAGUGCAAUUGAGCGAAUGCGAGGCUAUAGCAGGUAGCUAUCUUGUAUUUUUGCUCGUUUUACUAAAAAGCAGGUUUUUAACAUCAUGGGCCUAGUUUCUUGAAAGUAGGUAAGCGCAAACCCAGGGAAAAGUAUGGCUAUUGGGACAUUUGAUUGGAUUAUAACGUCAUUGAACCCUGAAUAAGCAUUAACCUGCAUUCUAGGAAAUGGACCCUAAAUAAAAGGGCUUGAUGCGGCAACAGGGAACAAUAAAUAAUAAUAAAUAAUAAUAAUAGCCGCGCUUUCACACUCAAAUUCAGCGACACAUUAAACUUGGAACUCUCUACGCGCAAAAGGGAAUACACACCGAUGUAGGAGAGUACAUGCUUGUAAAUGCUUGCUUUAAAUACUUUAAAUACUUAAAAGUCAUUUUUAAGUUAUUUAAAUAAGUGCAGGGGUUACAAACCAUUGUUUAAUUUAUUUAGGCUCCUUUCAAUGGAUUCUAUACAUUGUUUGUAACAAAAUCCCAAUUAAAUACCCCUGUACACCUAAGUUAUAGCAUAAAGUUAUUUUUUUACUAUCAA